AUGGGUAUUCAAUCUCUUCUUCAAACUUUAAAAUCCAUACAAACCACAAUUUCAAUAUCAAAAUAUGCAGGGAAUACGGUAGGAGUGGACGCAUAUUGUUGGUUACAUAAAGGAAUUCAUAGUUGUUUAUUUGAAUUAGUUUGGAAUAAACCGACUACAAAAUAUGUAGAGUUCUGUAUGAGACGAGUCAGAAUGUUGAAAGAAUUUAAUGUUCAACCGUUUAUAGUUUUUGACGGAGGAUAUUUGCCGGCCAAAAAUAAUACCGAACUGAUGCGUGAACGAAAGCGACAAGAAUACCGAAGGAUUGGACAAGAACUUUAUAAAAAAGGUCGGUUUCACGAAUCUUUUCAAUUCUUCAAGAAAAGUAUUGGUGCUUUACGCGCAGAAAAUGUAGCAUACGUUGUUGCACCUUAUGAAGCUGAUGCACAACUGGCUUAUCUUGAGAAAAAGAAAUACAUAGCAGCCAUCAUAACAGAAGAUUCGGAUUUACUAGUUUUUGGCUGUAGAACUGUAAUAUACAAAUUGGAACCCAAUGGGGAAGGAAUAGAAAUAUGUCGGGAUAAAUUUGGAGACGUACAAGAGAUUAAUCUGCUUGGUUGGAUGGAUAAAAGUUUUCGACACAUGUCAAUGUUAGCGGGUUGUGAUUAUUUGCCUUCGAUAACCGGUAUCGGUCUCAGAUCUGCGCACAAAUAUCUAAAGAAAUAUAAAACCGUAGAAAAGGUAAUACAAUAUUUGAAGAAUAAUAAUAAAAUAAAGGUGCCACCAAACUAUGAAAAUGAUUUUAAAAAAGCAGAAUUAGCAUUCUUGUAUCAACGCGUGUUUGACAUUGAAACUGAACGUUUAAUCACUCUGAAUCCUAUACCUAAAGAUUUGAACAUUUCACCUAAUACAGAUUAUAUUGGACCAAAUAUAGAUGAAAAUAUCGCUUUAGGUAUUGCGAUUGGUGAUAUCAAUCCAAUAACCAUGAAACCAAUGAUACAAGUUGGAAAAGAAGUGGCUAAAGUGAGGGGCUCAUCACCAUUUAAAAAUGACUGCAGUGAAAAAGGCUCAUCUUCAUUGAAUGAAAAUGACCCUUUCACUUGUAAUCCAUUUAGUUCAAAUUAUAAUUAUUCAGGUGCAAAUCUAGUAAAUCUUCCUUUAUUCGAAAAACCGCGCAAAAUCAGAAGUCUAUGCAAAAAGGUGCGCGGGCGAGGUUCAAUAUCAACGGCAAACAAAAAACGGAGAUUAUGUUCUAACACGGAUGAUAAAAGUACUCCGAGCCCAAAAAGUUAUUAUCAAAAUCAUGAAAAAAGAUUUGAAAUGGAAUUAGACAAACUCCGUGUUUUAAUUAGAUGCGAAGAUACAUUUUCAACAAUUAAUUUGGACAGGAUGAUACAAUCGGAUCAAUAUAAUCAUAUUGGAUUGACAGAAUGCGAACGACUCGUUGCCGAAGGGUGGAGAAACCAAUAUUUAAGAAAACGUAAAUGGGACAAAUCUUGUUUUGAUUAA
This is a messenger RNA of Funneliformis mosseae, 1488 nucleotides long. The record is from the annotation of a GenBank genome assembly. Lineage: Eukaryota; Fungi; Glomeromycota; Glomeromycetes; Glomerales; Glomeraceae.